Coregonus sp. 'balchen' is the source of this 804-nucleotide messenger RNA. The record is from the annotation of a GenBank genome assembly. NCBI's taxonomy places the organism in Eukaryota, Metazoa, Chordata, Actinopteri, Salmoniformes, Salmonidae.
ACGAAUCAGGUCAGCUGUCUGGUCUGUCUGCUCCAUGUGGUUCAACUUUUGGCCGUCUGGGCUCUGUGCAGACAGAUGCUACAUGGCUCCCUUACAGAGCUCCUGCUGGAUCACAACCAUCUCACAGUCCUGGAGAGCGGGACCUUCCACAGUCUGGACAGCCUCCAGAAGUUGAACCUGAGCAGCAACCUCAUCUCCACAGUAAAGCUCCGAGCCCUAGGUUACCUGACAGCCCUGUGCCAGAUCAACCUGGAGGGAAACCAUCUUACUUCCCUGGGCUCAGGCCUCUUCACGACACUGCGCUCCCUGGUGGUGGUGGGCCUUCAGGGGAACAUGAUCAGUUACACUGAGCCAGGGGUCUUCACCCCUAUGUCUUCCCUAAACCUGCUGGACCUGGUCCACAACCAUCUGGGCACCCUGGGCUACAGGACCCUGCUGAUCAUCCACACCCCCAGCUUCCACGUCCUGCUAUAGGGAAACCCCUGGCACUGUGACUGCAAACUGCAGAGGGUGUUCAGGAAUCUGUGCAUCAUCCACAGGGUCUUCCUGGAUGACUACCAGGAGCUGAAGUGCAGCGAUCCCGUCGAGCUAAAAGGAAGGUCCAUGGGAGAGGUGGAUGAUGAGCUGUGUGUCGGGGGGACCGUGAUGGUGCUCAUUUUAACGGUCACUGUGGUGAUCACCGUGGUAGCCCCAUUAUCAUGGUGGAGAAGAACAAGAAGAAUAGCGUGGCCAUGGACUGGGAGGAAAGUGUGGGGCUGGACACCUACUGUGACAAUGACAAUUAGGGCUGUCUACUUCCCAUGA